This is a messenger RNA of Toxoplasma gondii ME49, 1448 nucleotides long. RefSeq lists its product as hypothetical. The transcript has 6 exons. The coding region runs from base 72 to 737 and encodes 221 amino acids. The record is from RefSeq and is a predicted model, not a curated record. NCBI's taxonomy places the organism in Eukaryota, Apicomplexa, Conoidasida, Eucoccidiorida, Sarcocystidae.
CUCGCUCUUGUUUUACUCUUAAGGUUAGUUCCCUGUACAACACCGCGAGAAAAAGCUGUACAGAUACCAAAAUGAGGCUUAUCUCCAUUUGCGGACUUCUCGUUGGUUCUGCCUGCUUGGUGGUUCCGGCCAUAAAGCCAGAAGCGCAAGAAACUGCUGUUGCGAUGAGGGACGUUGCAGACACAUUCAGGUGCGUGGGGGGGCUGAACAGCAAGGUUGCCGCUAGGAAUACCUCCCUAAAUGAAGCUCUUGCCGAAGUUUCACGAAAUGUUGCAACUAAAAUCAAGCAAGAGCAAACGGCAGAACUACUGGAUGAAGCAGAUCGACACGAACGCACUGCGAGCAACCUAGAGCAAGUAAAGCGGCGUGAGAGUGACAGGCACCAAACGGUCAUGGAACAAAUGAAGCAAGGAGCUGACAAUGCUGUGUCGUCUCUGGGGAGCAAGAUCCAAGAAGUAGAAAAGGAAGAGCAAGAAGCAGAGCAAGAGCUGGCCAAAGAGGAAAACCUGCUUCGAAGCAUCUCUAGUCACCAGGCUGAGCCUUCUAAGGCCACUAUUCGCUCUUCCAGAAGUCCCACAGAAGGGGGGCCUACUGUAGUGGACCAGGAUCAGCUUGCUGCACAAGAAGGAGAGGAAGCACUUAAGAAGGAGAAAAAAUCAAUUGAAGGCUGUGUCUCGGGGGAGACGUCGUUUCUCCGAAAGAGAAAGUUUCGUACAGAUACCGUUGAAGCGGCGUAGAACCCGUAUAGCUGAAUAGAAUGUGCUUUUCUAGAAUGCUGUUCUCUACCCGCAGUCAUGGUACGCACAACUGCGCUUGCCUGUUCCCACCGUUUCAACAACAGUUGUACCGUGAAAAAACGGAGUAUCAAUAGGUCCUUGAGGUGGUCGCUUAUCUCCGGGACAUCGAGGAGUUAAGAGAGGAAUCAGCAGAAGACGUGACUUCCAGUGACAGGUUUGCUCGAGGAAACAGCACGUACGAUCAUGAGAACGACUGUGACCAGUCUCGACAACACCACAGAAAAGCACGGUACCACCAACGACUGCAGAACGACGUUGAAUGCAUCACAACGUAGCUCUACAGCAGACACUGGUACGUUUACUGGGUCUGUGCGUUCGGUCCCCUCUUGCGGCCAACGGAAGUCGUGAAUCUCCUGUUGAACUGCUGUCUCUUCUUUGCGCGACCGGUGGGUGGCUUCUUCUUCUCCUUCUUGGCGACCUUCGGGGUCUGAUUCUUGACUUUGCCGGCACGGGCGAGGGAACCGUGAACUUUCCCUGCAAACAAGGCACGAAGUCGAAGGAGUACGUAUCAUGAAGACAGCGUCUCCCAGAACAGCAUAAAUGAAUAAACCACUAUCAAACAUACGAACCCUGAACAGUGGAGUCCGAAUGACGCGUAUACCACCAACUAAUACACCGUCAUCCACACUACAGCGGAUUUUUACUUUUUUC